Exophiala dermatitidis NIH/UT8656 is the source of this 1443-nucleotide messenger RNA. RefSeq names its product 2-methylcitrate dehydratase. The record is from RefSeq and is a predicted model, not a curated record. The transcript has a single exon. The coding region runs from base 1 to 1443 and encodes 480 amino acids. Gene Ontology annotation, molecular function: lyase activity. Lineage: Eukaryota; Fungi; Ascomycota; Eurotiomycetes; Chaetothyriales; Herpotrichiellaceae.
AUGUCGGUCGCCAAAGAUAGCCUCAGCGAGCCCAACGGGGUCAACGGGACGACGAAACCGGACGAAAUCCCCGUGACCGGCAUCUUCAGCAACUUUGUGAGCAAUGUCCAACCCGAGUCCCUGACGUCGCAAGUCCGCGAGCGCCUAAAGGAGUAUAUCCUCGACUACAUCGGCGUGACACUUGCGGCAGCGCAGUCGUCGGACUCGACCGAACCGAUCAUCAAAGCAGUCAAAACCCUCGGCGGACAAACAGGGACAUGCACGGUAGUAGGCAAAGGAAAGGGCUGGACAGCAGCGUACGCGGGCCUCCUGAACGCGACACUAGGCCACUCGCUCGACUUUGACGACACAUAUGCACCGGGCACCCUGCACGCGGGCGUGACGGCGAUCGGGGCGGGAUUAUCUCAAGCCGAACUACUCGGCGAAUCUGUGUCUAUUGAUCAAUUCCUCCUCGCCGUGGCGGUCGGCUACGAAAUCACAUGUCGCCUGGGCCGCGAGCUGGGCAACGAAGCGUACGCGCGAGGGUUCCACAACACAUCGACGGCGGGCAUCUUCGGCGCCGUCGCGACCAUCAGCGUACUGAAACGCUUGUCCGUCGAAGUGGUCGCCAACGCAUUUGGCCUGGCGGGCUCCAAAGCCGCGGGAUCAAUGCAAUAUUUAGAAAACGGCAGCUGGAACAAACGACUUCAUCCUGGAUUCGCGGUCCACGACGCAUUCCAAUGCGUAGCAUUGGCAGAAGCCGGUGUCAUUGGCGCAGCGAAGAUUCUCGAAGGAACCAGAUUCGGAUUCUUGCACGCAUACAGUCCGAAAGAAAAUAAAGAUAUCAAUUAUCUUGUGUCUGAUUUAGGGAAAAGAUGGGAGUUCCUCGAGACAUCGCUCAAACCGUUUCCCGCCUGUCGCAUGACGCACGGGUUUAUUGAAUAUGCUGCCAAACUGGGCCGUGACAAGGGAUACUCAAGGGCCAGCGAUGUGAAGGGAAUUACGUUGUCCUUGAGUCCUAAUAACUUGUUGGUCGUGGGUGCUCGGACACCGAAUAAAGUCCACCCGGAGAAUAUGGUCGACGCACAGUUCUCGGCCUAUUUCACUACGGCUAACAGUUUCCUCUAUGGUUCUGAUAAUGUUGUGAAAUGCUAUGAGAAGGAGAGGCUGCAUGAUCCCGAAGUUAGGGCACUGGCUGAUAAGAUUGUCUGUGUUGCGGACACGGAGAUCAAGCAGUUCGGCUCGAAGAUUAAAGUCGAGUAUAAGGAUGGAAAGGUCGAGGAGGUGAACAUCCCGUUCCCGCUGGGGGAGGCUCAGCAUCCGUUUACGAGGGAUCAGGUUGAGAAGAAGUUUUAUAGUCUUGUCGAUCCUGUCCUGGGCAGACAGAGGGGUGACAAGAUCCGUGAGACGGUCGAAAAUAUUGAGAAGGCUUCGGUCACGGAGUUGUUGGGGUUGUUGUAUUGA